AUGGAUGUCAAGGAGUUUCGCAAGCGCGGCCAUGAGGCUGUCGAAAGAAUAGCAAAAUACUACGAAGAGCUUGAAGCUGGUGAUAAAUACAAAGUUCUGAGUGAUGUUAAGCCUGGAUAUCUGAAAUCCUUGCUUCCAGAACAAGCACCAGAAGAACCUGAAGCAUGGGAGAGUAUUUCAAGUGAUUUUGAAAACAAAAUCAUGCCAGGUGUUACUCAUUGGCAACAUCCUUCAUUCUUUGCUUUCUAUCCAGCCAAUUCAAGCUUCCCAGGCAUCUUGGGCGACAUGUACUCUUCCAUGAUCAACUGCAUCGCGUUCAACUGGCAAACAUCUCCCUCCUGUACAGAACUAGAGACAGUCACACUCGAUUGGGUCGCAAAGCUAUGUAAUUUAGAUGCUGGCUUCUUAUCAACUGGAAAAGGAGGCGGUGUUAUUCAGGGAUCUGCUUCUGAAGCAGUUUUGGUGGCAGUUAUUGCUGCUCGUGAACGUGUGCUGGGAGCUAUGAAGGCCAAAGGUGCUUCUGAAGCAGAACUAGCCAAUGCUGCAAGUCGACUAGUAGCCUAUGGAUCAACACAGACUCAUAGCUGUACAAAGAAGGCUUGUUUGAUAUUGAAUUUGAAGUUCAAGAGUCUUGACGUUGACACCCAGUAUCGAUUACGUGGAGAUACAGUGAAGGCAGCUGUAGAGCAAGAUUUAGCAGCAGGAUUGAUACCGUUCUUUGUGACGGGUACUAUUGGGACGACGUCAAGUGGUGCAGUGGACGCUAUACCUGAAAUCGUGAAGGCUAUCAGACCGCAUGCUGAUAGUAUAUGGCUGCAUAUUGAUGCUGCUUAUGCUGGAUCAGCAAUGACCUGUGCUGAACACCAAUAUCAUCUUGCUGGAACUUCUGAAGCUGAUUCUUUUAAUUUUAAUGCCCAUAAAUGGAUGCUUACGAACUUCGAUUGCUCCCUAUUCUACGUCAAGGACAGGAGUCAAUUGACGAAUGCCCUGUCUCUCACACCCGCCUAUUUACGUAAUGCUGCAUCAGAUUCUGGGCUCGUGUUUGACUACAGGGACUGGCAACUUCCACUUGGAAGGAGGUUUAGGUCACUGAAGCUUUGGUUUGUGCUUCGAACAUAUGGAGCUAAGGGUAUUCGUGCCCAUAUCCGCAUGCACGUUGACCAAGCCCAACUCUUUCACAAACUCUUACUGUCAAGGACUGACUUAUUCAAAGUCUUCACACCUCCAAGCUUUGCGUUGAUGACUUUUCAGGUCCAACCUGCAAAGGGACAGACAAUAUCUGAAGCUACUCAGUCUACGUUGGAGACUUGUAAUGCUAGUGGGAAGAUGUUACUGACGCCGACAGAACUUGACGGACAAUACGUUAUAAGAUUCGUACCUGGCAGUCGCUUGACGGAAAACCACCACAUAGAACAAGCGUUCAAGUUCUUGACGGAGAACAAAGUCUUUGUCAAAUGGGCAUGGGCAUGGACAGCAACGCCUAUACUAGCACUUAUGGUGGCGACGGCAGUAAAAAGGCACGACAAUCCGCUACCUGCCAUCGCCAAAUCCCUAUUGAGGUGGACCUUUGCUACCUCGUUUCUUAUGACACAGUGGUUUCUAGGAUCGUCAAUACUUGAUAGAAUCCUAGUUGGAACUGGUGGAGAAUGCGCGGACCCAAUUCAUAUCACCAUGCAUCAUUGUCGAAAGCAUGGUCAUCAAUGGUUUGGAGGAUUCGACGUAUCAGGGCACUGUCUGAUCUUGAUACACGCUUCGCUCUUCAUCUGUGAAGAAUUGUGGAACGUCAUGUAUCCUGUACGCGAUUCAGCAAAUGGAGAACGUGUUCCCGUCAAUCAUAAUGUCUAUCAAGGUCCUUUGGAACGUGCGUUAACCACCUUGUUGAUCUUCUUGCUCUUUGUAUGGUACAUUAUGUUGCUUGGCAUAUCUGUAUUGAAUUUCAAUAGGCCAGCUUCUAGAAAUGCAUUGGGCAAAGUCAUGAUGCAACAAUUUCGUGAAGCUCUAGCUGAGCUUAAGUUCGACAGCACAACUCGUGUGGUGAUUCUCAGAAGUUUGGUGGACAAGGUGUUUUGCGCUGGGGCAGAUCUAAAGGAACGUCAAACUAUGCCAAUCCAUGAAGUAGCUCCUUUUGUACAUUCGCUUCGAAGCUCCUUUAAUGAAGUCGAGGCACUCCCAAUGCCGACCAUUGCGGCAAUCGAUGGAGCUGCGUUAGGUGGUGGCCUUGAAUUGGCCCUUGCUGCCGAUUUACGAGUUGCAGGUGGUGGAGCUAAACUUGGUCUGCCAGAAACAAGACUCGCCAUCAUACCAGGGGCAGGAGGCACACAGCGCUUGCCACGAUUCAUAGGCGUCGCAAAAGCUAAAGAGCUUAUAUUUACGUGUCGAACACUUAAUGCUAAGGAAGCUGAAUCGCUUGGUAUAGUAAAUCACGCUGUAGCUGCAUCUGCAUAUGACAAGGCAUUGGAAUUGGCUCGAGAAAUACUACCUCAAGGUCCAAUUGCUCUACGUAUGGCCAAAAUUGCUGUUACUCGAGGACUGGAAACUGACAUGACGACUGGAAUGGCUAUUGAAGAAGCUUGCUACGCUCAAGUAGUUCCAACAGAAGAUCGCUUAGAAGGCUUGAAGGCAUUCCGAGAAAAGAGGGUCCCUGUGUAUCAUGGUCGAUGA
Molecule: messenger RNA, 2661 nt
Organism: Synchytrium microbalum
Lineage: Eukaryota; Fungi; Chytridiomycota; Chytridiomycetes; Synchytriales; Synchytriaceae
Exons: 20
Coding region: 1-2661 (886 amino acids)
Biological process (GO): amino acid metabolic process; lipid storage
Cellular component (GO): endoplasmic reticulum membrane
Molecular function (GO): carboxy-lyase activity; pyridoxal phosphate binding
Source: RefSeq, a predicted model, not a curated record